AUGGCGGAUCUACUGGAUGAGCUGGAGGACGAUGAGCCUGAAGGUGUCGAGGUGGUGCGAGCAGAUGAGAAUCCGUUCUCAUUCCGCAAGUUUGCAGGGCUCGAGGACUCAAACCCGGGAAGUGGGGAAGCAAGUUUGGCCACGCAAGCUCCGGGCAAACCAACUUUGCAGCCCACUAAGACCAGCGCGCAGACAAAACCUCAGAGCAAGAAGCUGCUAUUUGAGGACUCUGAAUCCGACGACGAGACAAGCAUUCCUGGAUUGAGCACUGCGCGCCAUGGUGUCCCGGCAAAUGGGCAGCAGUCGGGGCAAAAAAAGACGGAGGCAACUGAGAAUCCAUUUUCCUUUACUGCCUUUGUUCAAAAGUCUGCGACCGUCACCACAAGCUCAGCGAUCGCCCCGACACCCAGUCCGACAGUGGCGACGACUCGCGCCAAGUCCUCAGCAUCAGCCACCCCCUCGUCGCAAGGCUCAUCAAGCACAUCGACUCGCAUUGUGUCAAACUCAUCUGGCUCUGUGAAUCAUGAUCAGAGCUCAGCACCGGUCUUGCCCAAGAACUCAAAACCGCAAGCGACCUUCAAAGAGGAUAUCAGUGACGACGACGACAACGAUAGCUUUGCCGAGAGUCCACCUCCAUCUGCAGCCGUUCCGACCACUCUGCCAGAUGUGGACGCUGCCUCUCCUGCAGAAGCAAAGGCACCCAAGCGACGGUCGUCCUCAUCAGGCGUUGCGUCGCGCGUCCGCGAGAAGAUUGCCGGCCUCGAGCGUGAGGUGGCGGAGCGCUCGGCAGAGCUUGUGCAGGUUAAAGACAAAUCACGAACCGUCAUCACAGACUUGCGUGCCAAGAUCAAACAGCUGCAGACCGAGGCGCAGGCACAGAAGGAGCGUGCCGACGCCGCCGAGGCUCGCUUGCGACGCAAGGAAAAAAAAGAUGCCGAAGAGCUACAGGCCAUGCAACAGUUUGCCUCCGCUGCGGAAAGCAAUUUGGCUGCCAGUGUGCAACGCGCUGUUGACGCUGAAUCUCGAGCGGCGGCCCUCGAAGCUGAGCUUUAUGCUGCCCGCCAAGGGCUGCCCACGCCGGCCAUGGAGUACCUGCACCAUGUGUGCCAACAGCUUGAGCAGAUGGGCCAGGAGGCGGCCACCGAGCUCCGGUGCGUUGUGUGCACCCCGUGCAGCUUGGCCACUAGCCCUUUGCAGUGGUUGCUGACCUGA
Messenger RNA from Monosiga brevicollis MX1, 1212 nucleotides. RefSeq lists its product as uncharacterized. Gene Ontology annotation, biological process: regulation of cytokinesis; positive regulation of protein localization to cilium; positive regulation of cilium assembly. The transcript is spliced from 7 exons. The record is from RefSeq and is a predicted model, not a curated record. The coding region runs from base 1 to 1212 and encodes 403 amino acids. NCBI's taxonomy places the organism in Eukaryota, Choanoflagellata, Craspedida, Salpingoecidae. Gene Ontology annotation, cellular component: ciliary basal body; recycling endosome; centrosome.